Molecule: messenger RNA, 4820 nt
Organism: Oncorhynchus keta (chum salmon)
Lineage: Eukaryota; Metazoa; Chordata; Actinopteri; Salmoniformes; Salmonidae
Product: ribosomal protein S6 kinase-related protein
Exons: 12
Coding region: 209-1507 (432 amino acids)
Biological process (GO): protein phosphorylation
Molecular function (GO): ATP binding; protein serine/threonine kinase activity
Source: RefSeq, a predicted model, not a curated record
GAGCGGAAUUUCGCCUUCUGUAGAAUACCAUCGAAUGUGAGGUUAUCAUUCGUCUCUCGAGAUGAUCAGACCCACCCUGCGCGCUGUUCAGUCAUGGCGGGUCAGGAAUGUGCGCUCCAUGUUUUACAAGGCAUUGUAAAACCGUGUUAAAACUAACCAAUUGGGAAAAUAAUGACGUGGGUUUGAUCGAGGUUUACCAAGCAAUGUAAUGGGCAGCAACUCAAGUAAACACAAGAAACGGGUGCCAAGCCAGGAAAAACGACGCAAUCAAGGCUGGCAUGGCCUUCUCUCCAAUAUUGGAAUAUCCUUUACUGAUGGACUUCGCCACCUUGGCCCACCUGUUCUGGCCACACAGGGCAUGGUGCUCGGCAGCGGAGCCCCAAUCCCUGAGGACCUCCUCCCCCCAGGACACAGCCCUCAGAAGCCUGGCAUGGAGUCGACUCUCCCUGGCUUCAUCUCUGUCUUUCUGCCUGAGUUCCAACACCGUACAUUUACUGGGCAAGACGAUUUCCAGAUCCUGGGCUUCAUAGCUAAAGGCUCCUUUGGUCCUAUCUUGAAAGUAAAGGACAGGUCGAAGGAGAAGACUUAUGCCGUUAAGGUUUUACCCAAGUCUGAGAUACUAAAGCAUGGGGUCCUGGAACAGUCAAAGGAGGAGGUCAUCAUUCAGCGGCAGCUCAGCCACCCAUUCCUCCACAAUCUGCAGGACUGCUGGCAGACCCAGCGCCACCUCUUCAUUAUGUGUGAGUACUGCAGUACUGGAGACCUGUACACCUACUGGAUACUGAAGGGCCAGUUUGGGGAUGAUGAGGUUCGGGUGUUCGCUGCAGAGCUAGGCUGUGCUUUGGGUUUCCUUCACGACUUUGGGAUCAUGCAUAGGGAUGUGAAGAUGGAGAAUGUCCUUCUGUCUGACCAAGGUCACCUGCGCUUAGCUGACUUUGGACUUUCUCGCCGUCUUGAGCGGGGCGCAAGAGCAUUUACAAUUUGUGGGACAAUCCAAUACAUGGCUCCUGAAGUCCUGAGUGGGGGUCCCUACAGCCAUGCUGCUGAUUGGUGGUCUCUUGGCAUUCUGUUGUUCUCAAUGGUGACUGGAAAGUUCCCUGUACCUCCAGAGCCAGACCACUGCAACAUGCUGAGAAAGGUCAGAGACUGCCCAUACUCCAUACCCAAGACCUUCAGGCCUGCACUAGCCCUUCUGCUCACAGAGCUCCUAUGCAAGAACCCAGCCCAUCGCCUGCAUAGCCUGGAGCGCUUCAAAAGGCAGAUGUUUUUCCAUGGCACUUCCUUUGACUCUCAGCUACUACAGAAGAGACCUGUUGAAUUAAUUCUUGAACUGAAGAACCAUCCUGAUCGUCCAGUCAAAGCAAUGCGGGGCCUGUCUAUGGACUACUUCCAGAACUUUGACUGUGACAUCCUCCACUCCCCUACCAGCCCCACUGACCUGUCACCUACCUUGGCCAACAUUGACCUAAGCCAGGCUCUGGCUACAGCUCAGGGUUGUAGUGAAUGAGAUGUGCCUGUUCUACUUUGCCUCAAUACUGCCUGCAAAUUAAUGGAAACAUUUGAUAUAUACUUUGUACCGCAUGUAUACUUGGCUGUGAAAAAGCUACUGUACAGUGCAUUUGGAAAGUAUUCAGACUCCUUCACUUUUUCCAUAUUGUGUUACGUUACAGCCUUAUUCUAAGAUGUAUUAAAUUGUUUUCUUCCCUCUUAAUCUACACACAAUACCACAUGUAGACAAAGCAAAAACAGGCUUAGAAAAUUUAGCAAAUGUAUAAAAACUGAAAUAUCACAUUUACAUAAAUAUUCAGACCCUUUACUCAGUACUUAGUUGAAGCACCUUUGGCAGUGAUUACAGCCUCAAGUCUUCUUGGGUAUGACACUACAAGCUUGGCGCACAUGUAUUCAGGGAGUUUCUCCCAUUAUUUUCUGCAGAUUCUCUCAAGCGUUGUCAGGUUGGAUGGGGAGUGUCGCUGUACAGCUAUUUUCAGGUCUCUCCAGAGAUGUUCGAUCUGGUUCGGGCUCUGGCUGGGCCACUCAUGGAUAUUCAAAGACUUAUCCCGACGCUGCUCUUGCAUUGUCUUGGCUGUGUGCUUAGGGUUGUUGUCCUGUUGAAAGGUGAACCUUCGCCCCAGUCUGAGGUCCUGAGCACUCUGGAACUUGUUUUAAUCAAGUGUAUCUCUGAACUUUCCUCCGUUCAUCUUUCCCUCCUGACUACUCUCCCAGUCCCUGCCGCUGAUAAACAUCCCCACAGUAUGAUGCUGCCACCACCAUGCUUCACUGUAGGGAUGGUGCCAGGUUUCCUCCAGACGGGACGCUUGGCAUUCAGGUCAAAAAAUUCAAUCUUGGUUUCAUCAGACCAGAGAAUCUUGUUUCUCAUGGUUUGAGUGCUUUAGGUGUCUUUUGGCAAACUUUUACAGAGGAGUGGCUUCCGUCUGCCCACUCUACCAUAAACGCCUAAUUGGUUGAGUGCUGCAGAAAUGGUUGUUCUUCUGGAAUGUUCUCCCAUCUCCACAGAGGAACUCUGGAGCUCCGUUGGAGUGUUCGGAUUCUUGGUCACCUGCCUGACCAAGGCCCUUCUCCCCUGAUUGCUCAGCUUGUCCGGGCAGCCAGCUCUAGGAAGUGUCUUGGUGGUUCCAAACUUCUUCCAUUUAAGAAUGAUGGAGGCCACAGUGUUCUUGGGGACCUUCAAAGCUGAAUAUUUUCUUUGCCACGCUAGCCCAGAUCUGUGCCUCAACACAAUCCCGUCUCAGAGCUCUACGGACAAUUAAUUUGACCUCAUGGCUUGGUUUUUGCUGUGACAUGCACUGUCAACUAUGGUGCCAUAUAUCGACAGGUGUGUGCUUUUCCAAAUCAUGUCCAAUCAAUUGAAUUUACCACAGGUGGACUGCAAACAAGUUGUAGAAACAUCUCAAGGAUGAUAAAUGGAAACAGGAUGCACCUGAGCACAAUUUCGAGUCUCAUAGCAAAAGGUCUGAAUACUUUUUUUAUAUACAUUUGCAAACAUUUCUAAAAACCUGUUUUCGCUUUGUCGUUAUGGGGUAUUGUGUGUAGAUUAAGAAAAAUGUAUUCAUUACAUUUUAGAAUAAUGUUGUAAUGUAACAAAAUGUGGAAAAAGUCAAGGGGUCUGAAUACUUUGCGAAUGCACUGUACAAUCGUGGCCAAAAGUUUUGAGAAUGACACAAAUAUUAAUUUCCACAGAGUUUAUUGCUUCAGUGUCUUUAGAUAUUUUUGUCAGAUGUUACUAUGGAAUACUGAAGUAUAAUUACAAGCAUUUCAUAAGUGUCAAAGGCUUUUUUUUGACAAUUACAUGAAGCAAAGAGUCAAUAUUUGCAGUGUUGACCCUUCUUUUUCAAGACCUCUGCAAUCCACCCUGGCAUGCUGUCAAUUAACUUCUGGGCCACAUCCUGACUAGUGGCAGCCCAUUCCUGCAUAAUCAAUGCUUGGGGUUUGUCAGAACUUGUGGGCUUUUGUUUGUCCACCCAAAAUAUUGAUGUUUUGUUCCCCGAGCCACUUAGUUAUCACUUUUGCCUUAUGGCAAGAUGCUCCAUCAUGCUGGAAAUGGCAUUGUUUGUCACCAAACUGUUUGUCACCAAACUGUUCCUGGAUGGUUGGGAGAAAUUGCUCUCGGAGGGUGUGUUGGUACCAUUCUUUAUUCAUGGCUGUGUUCUUAGGCAAAAUUGUGAGUGAGUCCACUCCCUUGGCUGAGAAGCAACCCCACACAUGAAUGGUCUCAGGAUGCUGUACUGUUGGCAUGACACAGGACUGAUGGUAGUGCUCACAUUGUCUUCUCCGGACAAGCUUUUUUCAGGAUGCCCCAAACAAUCGGAAAGGGGAUUCAUCAGAGAAAAUGACUUUAACCAAGUCCUCAGCAGUCCAAUCCCUGUACCUUUUGCAGAAUAUCAGUCUGUCCCUGAUGUUUUUCCUGGAGAGGAGUGGCUUCUUUGCUGCCCUUCUUGACACCAGGCCAUCCUCCAAAAGUCUUAGCCUCACUGUGAGUGCAGAUGCACUCACACCUGCCUGCUGCCAUUCCUGAGCAAGCUCUGUACUGGUGGUGCCCCGAUCCCGCAGCUGAAUCAACUUUAGGAGACGGUCCUGAAGCUUGCUGGACUUUCUUGGGCGCCCUGAAGCCUUCUGCAGAAUUGCAGUGGAAAUGUUUUGGGGGGGAUUCAGUUCAUUUGCAUGGCAAGAGGGACUUUGCAAAUAAUUGCAAUUCAUCUGAUCACUCUUCAUAACAUUCUGGAGUAUAUGUAAAUUGCCAUCAUAUGAACUGAGGCAGCAGACUUUGUGAAAAUCUAUAUUUGUGUCGUUCUCAAAACUUUUGACCACGACUGUGUUUUCUUUAUUUACUUUACCUAUUUGGCUCCCUCUCUUCCUCUGUAUGGCUCUUUGCAUACCCAUUUAAUGGAGUGAUAAAUAUAGAUGAGCUUUAAUACACUGAAAACCACCAUUUACCAAAAAGGGUUUAAAACAAUUAUAUUUCCCAUUGAGAUUAACAGUACUGAAACUCAAAGCCUCUCAAGGCACUGCCUGUAACAGCACACUAUUUUAAAAUGUGGAUCAAACACCUGCAUGUUUGACCUUUUACCUUUGUCAUUAAAUUUAUAUAAAAAUAUCUCUUUUCCUGAAAAUCCAUUCACAUAUAUUUUUUUAACAAUGUUUUCUUCUGUGUAAUUUUAUGUUUGAUUGCCUAGGCCAUCAAUUAUUUGAUUGACUGUUGUGUGACUGAUCACAAUGUCUUUGACUGUUCACGAAGUCUUGCUGUAUACCCAUUUCUCAUUAGAUUUCACUCAUUUUUGAUGUGUUUUACCCAACCACAGUAA